Marmota monax (woodchuck) is the source of this 1857-nucleotide messenger RNA. RefSeq names its product nicotinamide nucleotide adenylyltransferase 3 (gene Nmnat3). Lineage: Eukaryota; Metazoa; Chordata; Mammalia; Rodentia; Sciuridae. Gene Ontology annotation, molecular function: nicotinate-nucleotide adenylyltransferase activity; nicotinamide-nucleotide adenylyltransferase activity. Gene Ontology annotation, biological process: NAD+ biosynthetic process. Gene Ontology annotation, cellular component: mitochondrion. The transcript is spliced from 5 exons. The coding region runs from base 333 to 1088 and encodes 251 amino acids. The record is from RefSeq and is a predicted model, not a curated record.
GGGAGCCUGCGGCCCAGCGGCUGCGUUCACACUCCGCCCACAGCGGGGAGUUGCGGGAGCGCAAGGUCAAGUGCGCGUAGACCCCGCCCCCCAGUGUGGGGGCGGGGAGGGCUAGCCCCGGACAGUUGGUCCCAGCCCCGGGACAGUACGGGCCCCGAGGCGGCCCUGCGUCGGGACACCAGGAGCGAUCCCUGCUGCCCUGUCCUCCAGCGCGGGCCCAAGUUCAACCCGACAGAUCCCCAGUCCCCGUCUCUGCGGGUGCCACUGCGGAGCCUCGCGACUCGCAGGAAAGCAGGGUGGCCACUGCAGUGGGUGCAGACACGCCUGACAAGAUGAAGAGCCGAAUCCCUGUGGUGCUCCUGGCCUGCGGCUCCUUCAACCCCAUCACCCACAUGCACCUGCGCUUAUUCGAGGUGGCCAGAGACCAUCUGCACCAAACAGGAAUGUACCAGGUGACCCAGGGCAUCAUCUCACCCGUCAAUGAUGACUACGGGAAAAAGGACUUGGUGGCUUCUCAUCACCGAGUGGCCAUGGCCCGGCUGGCCCUGCAGACAUCCGACUGGAUUCGUGUGGACCCCUGGGAGAGUGAGCAGCCACAGUGGAUGGAGACGGUGAAGGUGCUGAGGCACCAUCACAGCCAGCUGCUCAGAUCUCCGCCCCCAAUGGAAGGCUCGGACCCCGGCCAGGCGCCCUCAGCACCCACAGCUGCGCCCCAGCUGAAACUCCUCUGCGGGGCAGACGUCUUGAGGACCUUCCAGACCCCCAACCUCUGGGAAGACGCACACAUCCAGGAAAUAGUGGAGAAGUUUGGCUUGGUGUGCGUGAGCCGGGUGGGCCACGACCCCAAGGGGUACAUCCUGGACUCGCCCAUCCUGCGGAGGUACCAGCACAACAUUCACCUGGCCAGGGAGCCCGUGCAGAACGAGAUCAGCGCCACCUACGUCAGGAGGGCCUUGAGCCAAGGGCAGAGCGUCAAGUACCUGCUGCCUGACCCGGUCAUCGCCUACAUCAGGGACCAGGGUCUCUACACCAAGGACAGUUCCUGGCAAGCCACAGGCACCCAGAGGAGCCAAGGAAAGACGAGCUAGGAGGGACUCAGCCACCCCUCCUCCGCCCAGCGCCUCCCGGGAGGGGGGCGGUGCAGUUUUUGUUUUGCUUUGGGUUUUGCUUUUGGUCAGCAUUUUUCAUUUGUUUUAUUUCUACAGUGAUGUUACCCUUAAGUCUUGACUCUCCUGCUCCAGGACAAGAUAACCUGCCCCCACAGCAAGGACAGACGCUUAUCAAGGAAGUUAAAAUGAUGGGGCGGGUCCUGAGGAUCAGGUAGACCCUCUCAGCCACUGCAUGGUAAUUAGCUCUCCGCACACUGAACACCAUUCUGUGCGCCCCAGGGUCCGAGCAGAAUUGCCCACGUGCAUUUUUUAACUAGGACCAGGUGCAGCAUGCUGGUCUUGAUUGGCGGGAUUUGACAGGAUGCUAAUUACUGAACAGUGGGCCUUGUCAAAGUCCUUGUUUCAAACAGAAUAAUACUAAACGGAGGAGUCAGAAAUUUGGAAAUUUGCUGAUUUCCUCUGCAUCUUGCCUUACAAACCGUCGUCUCCCUGCCUGCGGGCCUUUCGUCAAAUUUCAACUAAACUCUUUCUAAGGCGCGAUCCUCAAGUACUAUUUUUGAUACAGCGAGUAUUUUUAACACUGCUAUCCUCCAAAUACCAGGGCUUCUGGUUUCCCUGUUUCUAAAAAGGAACGGAGGUAAAACAGAUGCCUGUUUUAGGUGUUUUUGAAUGUUUUAUGACUGCCUACCUGUUGGAAUAUUGGCAAAGGGAUAAAUAAUAAACUGACAUCAAAAAGUGCUAAUGAAAA